AUGCCCGUCCAAGACCUCACACCUCCGCCCGCCGCCGCACAAAACGGCGCCGUCAAGAGCAGCGAAGCCGGAGACGAGACCUGGGUAUGGGCCCAGAUCAAGGCCGAGGCCCGCCGUGAUGCCGAGUCGGAGCCGACCCUGGCCAGAGCUACCUCUACUCAACCAUCAUCUCCCGCUCAAGCUCUCUGCUGCUCCACCCUCCUCUACAACCUCUUCCUCGACACCCUCUCCUCCUCCACCAUUGCCGACCUCCCCGCUGCCCGCGAGUGCGAGCGCGACCCCACCUGCACCUCCUUUUCCCACUGA
This is a messenger RNA of Rhododendron vialii, 306 nucleotides long. RefSeq names its product probable serine acetyltransferase 1. Lineage: Eukaryota; Viridiplantae; Streptophyta; Magnoliopsida; Ericales; Ericaceae. The coding region runs from base 1 to 306 and encodes 101 amino acids. The transcript has a single exon. The record is from RefSeq and is a predicted model, not a curated record.